Messenger RNA from Myotis brandtii (Brandt's bat), 2260 nucleotides. RefSeq names its product carbonic anhydrase IX (gene CA9). The record is from RefSeq and is a predicted model, not a curated record. Gene Ontology annotation, molecular function: carbonate dehydratase activity; zinc ion binding. Gene Ontology annotation, cellular component: plasma membrane. The transcript has 11 exons. The coding region runs from base 826 to 2130 and encodes 434 amino acids. Lineage: Eukaryota; Metazoa; Chordata; Mammalia; Chiroptera; Vespertilionidae.
AAAAAAUUUUUUUUAAAGCGUGAAUGGCAGGCAUUCCCAGUAGUGAGAACUAUAUGAAGGAAGGCGGUCAUUUUGGGAAAAAAUGAACGGUUUAAUUUGGCUGGAAUAUGAUGGACAGUAGGAAGAAAUGAGAUGGGAAGGUAUCUUGGGUAAGAUUUUGCAGGGAUGUGGAAGUCAACUAGAGAGAGAAGAUGGGCAGAUGGAAGAUACUUUGAUAGACCGUAGGAAGUCAAUGAAAGUUUUUGAGCAGAGGUGUAAUAUGAUGAAAAACAAAUUUACUUUAUACCCAUCAGAGUCCCUCUCAUACAAAUACUGUUUUCCAUUCAUACUCAAAUUAACCCCCCACCUACCCAUCCACCCCCCUCCCAGAACUCCUGCGGCAGCUUGCCCUACCCCUUCACCAGCUCCCUGGCUGGGCAGGGGAUGCACACAUGGUCUGCUCCCCUCUCCCUGUCUUUCCCCUUCCCUGCUUGGGGCUGGGAGGCAGGCCAGGGUUAGCUGAGGCUGGCUGGCAGGCAGCCUGGUGGUGCCAGGGAAGCCUGCGCAGUGCCAGGUGGUGCCUUAAGUUCCAGGCUUACACCAUGACCCCGAUAACCUUGUGCCUACGCACACACCUGCCCUCACUCCACCCCAAUCCGGGCCAUGGUAUGGAGGAGGGGGCACAGGGCCAGGCAGAACGGAGGGACUUUGGCUCCAUCUCUACAAAAGGGAACUCUGUGAGUCAGCCUGCUCCCCUCCAGGCUUGCUCCUCCCCCACCCAGCUCCUGUUUCCAAUGCACGUACACCCCGUACACACCGUGUCUGGGACACCGUACAGUCAGCCACAUGGCUCCCCUGGGCCCCAGUCCCUGGCUCCCUCUGCAGAUCUCAGCUCCUGCUCCAGGCCCCACUGUGCAUCUGCUGCUGUUACUGCUGCUCUUGGUACCUACCCAUCCCCAGCGCCUAUCCCGGAUGCAGGGGACUCCCUCCAUGGGAGGAGAUUCAUCUGGGGAAGAUGAUCCACUGGGCGAGGAGGACCUGCCCAGUGAAGAGGAUCUGCCUGCAGAGGAGGACACGCCUGGAGUGAAGACUGAAGCAGAAGAGGACUCUCUGAAGGUAGAGGAUCUACCCACUACGGCUCCCGGGGACACUCACAGGAACAACAAAGGGGAUGACCACAGUCAUUGGCGCUAUGGAGGCGACCCGCCCUGGCCCCAGGUGUCCCCAACCUGCGCCGGCCGCUUCCAGUCCCCGGUGGACAUCCGCCCGGAGCACACGGCUUUUUGCCCCGCCCUGGGACCCCUGGAACUCCUAGGCUUUGAGCUCCCGCCUCUCCCCGAACUGCGCCUCCGAAACAAUGGCCACACCGUGCAGCUGACUCUGCCUCCCGGGCUGGAGAUGGCCCUGGGUCCCGGGCGGGAGUACCGGGCCCUGCAGUUGCAUCUGCACUGGGGGUCUGCGGGUCGCCCCGGCUCGGAGCACACGGUUGGCGGCCACCGUUUCCCUGCCGAGAUCCACGUGGUUCACCUCAGCACUGCAUUUGCCAAAGUUGAGGAGGCCUUGGGGCGCCCAGGGGGCCUGGCCGUGCUGGCCGCCUUUCUGCAGGAAGGCCCAGAAGAAAACAGCGCCUAUGAGCAGCUGCUGUCUCAUUUGGAAGAAGUCGCCGAGGAAGACUCAGAGACUUUGGUGCCAGGACUGGACGUAUCUGCACUGCUGCCCUCGGAUCUCAGCCGCUACUUCCGAUAUGAGGGGUCUCUGACCACACCCCCCUGUGCCCAAGGGGUCAUCUGGACUGUUUUCAACCAGACAGUGAGACUGAGUGCUAAGCAGCUCCACACCCUCUCUGACUCCCUGUGGGGACCUGAGGGCUCUCGGCUACAGCUGAACUUCCGAGCCACGCAGCCUCUGAAUGGGCGAACGAUCGAGGCCUCCUUCCCUACUGGAGUGGAGCGGACUGUUGAGACUGUUCAGCCAGUCCACCUGAACUCCUGCCUCGCUGCUGGUGACAUCCUGGCCCUGGUUUUUGGCAUUCUCUUUGCUGUGACCAGCCUUGCCUUUCUUGUGCAAAUGAGAAGGCAGCAAAAACAUCCAAGUGGGACCAAAGGGACCGUUAGCUACCAUCCAGCAGAGGUCACCGAGACUGUGGCCUAGAGGCCUGGAACUUGGAGAAUGUGCCGAGAAGCCAGCCAGAGGAAUCUGAGGGGAGCUGGAGACUUGGGUCUGUCCUGCCUAUUACACCACUUCCUUUUUAGUCACCAAAGAUUUUUUUAAAAUAAAUGUU